AUGAUCUCCAUCUGUGCUAACAGCCCGUCGGGCUGCCGUCAGCUGGCCACCGAUGCCCACUCAGCUCCUCAACAAGCCAUGCGACAGCCUCGUCAAUCACCUGACAAUCUCAACAACACCCAUCACUUUACGCCUAGAGUGCCCUUACGCGCGGCUUGCCAGUCUAUUCAGCAGGACGAUACAGAGAACGAACCGGACUUCACAAGGCAUUCCAAAUAUGGCGGCGACAUUACCAGUGCCGAGCUUGGCGAUGUCAUGAAGUCCUUGGGUCUCAACCCAACGGAGUCAGAGCUCAAGGACAUGAUUGACGAAGCAGAUGUUGACGGAAACGGGGCCAUUGAUUUCGAAGAAUUCCUCAAGCUGAUGUCGCAGAAGACUGCGGCGUCCAACCUCGAGAGCGAACUCCGCGAGGCGUUCCGCGUCUUUGAUGCCGACGGCAGUGGCACCAUCUCGACAGCGGAACUCCGCCAGGUAUUGAUCUCGCUGGGAGAGAACCUGACCGAAAAGGAAGUUGACGAGAUGAUGUCGCUGGCCGAUAAGGAUGGCAAUGGUACCAUCGACUUCGAAGAAUUCUAUGACCUUAUGACCGCGAAAUAA
This is a messenger RNA of Neoarthrinium moseri, 597 nucleotides long. RefSeq lists its product as uncharacterized. The transcript is spliced from 4 exons. The record is from RefSeq and is a predicted model, not a curated record. Bases 1 to 597 code for a protein of 198 amino acids. Gene Ontology annotation, molecular function: calcium ion binding; enzyme regulator activity. Lineage: Eukaryota; Fungi; Ascomycota; Sordariomycetes; Amphisphaeriales; Apiosporaceae.